AUGCGCCAUAAACCUAGCAAAGCGAAGGGCUCGCGGGCUGUAGGACAUGCCUCGGGUCCGACACCUAUCUCUUCCGCCCUUCCUACUCAUCUCAGUUCUUCGACCUACGCUUCCGAAGCCGAAUACGAUGUUAGCGACGAGGUAUCCAAAUUACCGAUCGGCGCCCUCACGUUAGGUACAUCAGCGUUAAACCUACGUAAACCGAAACGAGAGAAACCGCAGCCCUUUCGAUUCCUCGAUCUACCAUCCGAACUGCGCUUGAAGGUCUACGGUUACCAUUUCGCUAACACCGGCGGAGUACUUGACCUUGAUCCGGACAACUACAAGAAGAUCCACCAAAAAUUAGCUAUUCUGCGAUCCUGUAGUACCAUAUAUCGGGAAGCCUCUUAUUUUUUCUACAGUACGCACCCCGUUCGCAUCUUUCCGACGCAUCCCGGACGUUAUUUCAAAACCAAAAAGCCGCUUCUGGCCCGUAUGAAGCCGUGUCAACGAGCCAGCUUGACCUCUCUCGAGUUGCGCUUGGGUCCAGGCUGGAGUAGCCCUCCUCGCGGUUGGGUAGUAAACCCUGCAUUGGGAUUAUCAGACUGUGUAAAUAUCACCAAGAUCACGGUCUACGUCGAAUGCGACCCGGGAAACGAUUUCUUUAAGGGAUUCCGCCAGCCGGACAACUUCUAUGAGCGAUUCUCGAAGUCACUGCUAACUAAUGUUCUCGACGAGAUGCCGUGGGUCGAACGGAUCGAGUUCGAAGCCUGGCUCAACGUGAAGAAGUCAGGCGUGCUCAUGCGCGGGCUAAUUGACGUGGUAAAAUCUCGGGGAUUGAAGAUUCUCUGGGGUAAAGAGAGAGGAUGGACUGAUGCGGAUGAGGUAGAACCACCUCCCGCGUUGGACCUCAACGCCCCCCUUCUUAAGGAUCACGGCAAUACAGAUAUUAUGGUCGCACUGUAG
Daldinia vernicosa is the source of this 945-nucleotide messenger RNA. RefSeq lists its product as uncharacterized. The transcript has a single exon. The coding region runs from base 1 to 945 and encodes 314 amino acids. Lineage: Eukaryota; Fungi; Ascomycota; Sordariomycetes; Xylariales; Hypoxylaceae. The record is from RefSeq and is a predicted model, not a curated record.